CAUCAUCUAUCUCUCUAUCUCCCUCUUGCAAAACCAAAUGAAUGCUCUCCCAUGGAGGUAGUACAGCCACCUUGGGGACCGAACGACCAGAGGGGUGAUUUUUCCAAGCAAGAGGAGCCGGUCAGCAAGAGACGCAUCGGGUGAAAUCGGAGCUCCCCCCCUCCUCCUCCUCCUCCUCCUCCUCCUCCUCCUCCUCCUCCUCUUCCUCCUCCACCACCAUCACCUCCUCCUCCUUCUUUCUCUCCAUCUCCACCGCACCCCCGCCAGUUUGCUUGGCUCGGGUUGAUAUACAGUAGCCUACAUGGGGAUAUAGGGGGCUGCCGGAGGAACCUUGUUGCGCCCCUUCAAGUGUCCUACUUCAGCCGGGAGCACUGUUUGUCUCCAUCCAUGUUUCCCCGAUGCUGCCCCGUGUCUCCGGAGGGAGCCGCAUUCAUUAGCACCUCAGCUUUGGGUUACUAAAUGGUUUUCUGGGGGAGGAUUUCUAACCGGCGAGAUGCUGCUCGUACUCCUGCUGGCAGCCUUUUCUUCCUCCAUCUCCGGCUCCUUCUCCUCCUCCCUCUCCUCCCCCUCCAUGUCGGACGGACCCCAGAUGGCAGACCCGUCCGCCUCGGACUUGAUGGUGGAGACCUGCAGCGUCUGCUCCUGCAUGUCCGUAGAAAACGUGCUGUACGCCAACUGCGAGAAGAUCACUGUCUAUCGACCCACGCAGCUCAUCCCGCCGGCCUCAUCCCUGUACCACUUGAACUUCCAGAACAACUUCUUAAUAAUACUCUACCCAAACUCGUUCCUCAACUUCACCCACGCUGUGUCACUGCAGCUGGGGAACAAUAAACUGCAGAACAUCGAAGGUGGAGCAUUCAUGGGGAUGAGUGCGUUGAAGCAGCUGCACCUGAACAAUAAUGAGUUAAAGGUGCUGCGAGCAGACACUUUUCACGGAAUAGAAAACUUGGAAUACCUUCAGGCUGACUACAACUUGAUAAAAUAUAUUGAAAAGGGAGCAUUUAACAAACUGCACAGGCUAAAAGUACUCAUCCUGAAUGAUAAUCUCGUACAGGCACUUCCUGACAACAUAUUUCGCUUUGCCUCGCUCACACACCUGGAUAUAAGGGGGAACAGGAUUCAGAAGCUUCCUUAUUUGGGAGUUUUGGAGCAUAUUGGGCGCAUUGUAGAGCUGCAGCUGGAUGACAACCCCUGGAACUGUACCUGUGAUUUAGCGCCUCUCAAGGCAUGGCUUGAAAACAUGCCCUAUAACAUUUUUAUCGGAGAGGCCAUAUGUGAAACACCUAGUGACUUGUAUGGCAGGCUCCUGAAAGAAACCAACAAACAGGAGCUUUGUCCCAUGGGAACAGGAAGUGACUUUGAUGUGAGGAUGCCACCUGCAUCGCCUGAUAAUGGACAGUCACCUUCAAAAAUGUCCCCAACCACUGUGGCUCCUCUGGCAACGAAAGGGCCAAAAACCACUGACUCAUCUAAGAUUUAUGGUAAUGGCAUUGUGGCCGGUUUGUCCCCUUUCGGAAGAAAUAGCCAGAUUGUUUCCUUUCAAACACGGACCCCUCCAUUGUUGUGUCCACAGCCCUGCAGCUGUAAAGCCCACCCCUCUGACUUUGGCAUAAGCGUCAGCUGUCAGGAGAGGAAUAUUAAAAAUCUAGGUGAUCUUAUCCCCAAACCCCCAAAUGCCAAGAAACUUCACCUGAGUGGAAAUUACAUCCGUGACAUAAGCCCGGCUGAUUUCCAAGGCUUUGAGGGAUUAGAUUUGCUCCAUCUUGGCAGCAAUCAAAUUGUCACAGUGCAGAAAGGUGUUUUUUCUAACCUCACUAAUCUGAGGAGACUGUAUUUAAAUGGAAACCAGCUGGAACAGUUACACCCAGAGAUGUUUUUGGGUCUCACAAACUUACAGUACCUAUAUUUGGAAUACAAUGCCAUAAAAGAAAUCUUAGCGGGUACAUUUGAUUCUAUGCCGAACCUACAGCUCCUGUAUCUCAACAACAAUGUUCUGCGGAGUCUCCCUGCCUACAUGUUUGCGGGUGUGUCUUUAGCCAGGCUGAAUCUAAAAAACAACCACUUCAUGACCCUACCAGUGAGUGGUGUCUUGGACCAGCUGCGAUCAUUGACCCAGAUAGACCUAGAAGGGAACCCGUGGGACUGUUCCUGUGAUCUUGUCGCCCUUAAACUCUGGCUAGAAAAGCUAAAUGAUGGAGUGGCUGCCAAAGAGGUGAAAUGUGCCUCCCCUGUGCAGUUCUCCAACAUUGAGCUGCGUCUCUUAAAAAAUGAGAUCCUGUGUCCCAAGCUUAUUGCUAGACCUCCAUUUAUUUUUACCGGCCCCACCCCUAUGUUGACGUCAGUGUCGCCUGCCGGAGUUGGCAAAGCCCCACCGGGAGGUCCUGUGCCUCUCUCAAUCAUGAUCCUCAGCAUCCUCGUAGUGCUUAUCGUGACUGUGUUUGUGGCCUUCUGCCUUCUAGUCUUUGUCCUGAGGCGGAAUAAAAAACCAGCAGGCAGGCAGGAGGGGCUCGGGAAUCAAGAGUGCGGCUCCAUGUCGUUGCAGCUCCGCAGACAUGGUCACAAAUCUGGCAAAAAAGGCUCCAUCCCAGGAGACGACUUGGGAGGUGAGACGUUCAUCCCCCAGACCAUCGAGCACAUUGGCAAGAGCCACACCUGCGGGAUCGGACGCUCCUCGGACAUGGACGCUGGGUUCAAGUUUGCAGACUCGCAGAGGCAGAAGAUCAUCCUGCGGAACAGCGCCGACAAGGAUAAAGACUCGCUUUCCACCCUGGAGCGCAACAAGCGCCUCAGCACCAUCGACGAACUCGAGGAGUUCCUCCCCCAUCGAGAGCCCAGCAUGUUUAUCCAGAACUUCCUGGACAGCAAAAGAGAUUUCAACAGUAUCGGGAUGGGCGGGUACGAAAUCCGCUACCCGGAGAAAACGUUGGAUAAAAAGAUGAAGAAGUCGCUGAUAGGCGGGAACCACAGUAAGAUCGUGGUGGAGCAGAGAAAAAGUGAGUAUUAUGAGCUCAAAGCCAAGCUCCAAGGAACGCCUGAUUACCUGCAGGUGCUCGAGGAGCAGACUGCGCUGAGUAAAAUGUAGGGAUUGUUGUGUUUGAUUUAGUGCAUUGAUUACAUACACAAGGAAGUCAGACACACAUGCAGGCAGACAGACAGCCAAACACAUCUGCCUUUCUCUGGUUCUCUCUCCCCCUUUGGCCCCACACAGACACACACACACAAGCACUAUUCAAUCCCCUUCCCUCGAUCUCUUGCUUUCUGUCUUCUCUGCCGCCACACGUACACACAUACUCCCACACACAGCGAAAAAGUGCCUUCUGGAAGUCCUUAAUGACCAAUGCAGAGAUGGACAAAAUGGCUCCACAUCACAAAAAGCUAUUACUAGAAUCAGCGUGGAUCUAUUUCACAGUAAAAGACGUUUUGGAUUAUCCACGCCACUACAUGUAUGAAUCCCACAUAAAGACCCUAAA
Molecule: messenger RNA, 3470 nt
Organism: Eleginops maclovinus (Patagonian blennie)
Lineage: Eukaryota; Metazoa; Chordata; Actinopteri; Perciformes; Eleginopidae
Gene: slitrk4
Product: SLIT and NTRK-like family, member 4
Exons: 2
Coding region: 494-3082 (862 amino acids)
Biological process (GO): regulation of presynapse assembly; axonogenesis; positive regulation of synapse assembly
Cellular component (GO): glutamatergic synapse; membrane
Molecular function (GO): protein binding
Source: RefSeq, a predicted model, not a curated record